AUGAGCACGUCUCUCGUCACAGUCUCCAGCGGGCGCCGGGGUGGUCGCGUUACCCUGCACGACAUCUGCGGGUACACCCACCAGGGCGUUCCCGCAUACAGCAAUGGCACCUCGAACACAUGGACAAACAAGAAGCACUACUGUGAAGGUAUCUUCAUGGGGUAUCAGUGGCAGUGUGUCGAGUUCGCCAGGCGGUGGCUCUGGACAACGCACCGACUGCUGCUGCCGGAGCGUAACUGCGCCUACUGCUUUUCCAGCUGCACGUACGUGUACCGACUCAAGGAGGACCCAUCACCGGCCUUGCAGCAGCCGCGUGUAGAAGCACCGACGGCUGCGUCAGAGGCCAGCGCUGGCUCGCCAUUGCCCUCCACGGAAGUGAAGACUUCGACAGGGGUGAUGCACUUCGGACCGCGAGAAAAUAAAAACGCGUGGGAGAAGGUGCCCGCCAAGUUCGUGAGGCAAGGCUCACGGGUGCCCCCAGCGGCGGAGAGCUUAAUUGUCUACCCGAUGAGCUUUGGCAGUCCGUGGGGGCAUAUCGGCGUCAUCACCGCUGUUGACCUGAAUCAAAACCUCGUCUGCGUAGCGGAUCAAAAUCGCUACUUCCACGACUGGAACGGCAAGCCAUACAGCGCCAUCUUUCAGCUGGAGUGCAACAAGGGGCGAUUCUACAUACGCGACCACGAGAGCGAGUGCACGGGGUGGCUCACAUUUCCAACCGUGGUGGAGGGGCACCAGCUGGGGCGGGUAACUGCGAGCCGCUGA
This is a messenger RNA of Leishmania braziliensis MHOM/BR/75/M2904, 762 nucleotides long. RefSeq names its product putative trypanothione synthetase. Gene Ontology annotation, molecular function: ligase activity. The coding region runs from base 1 to 762 and encodes 253 amino acids. Gene Ontology annotation, cellular component: cytoplasm. The transcript has a single exon. The record is from RefSeq and is a predicted model, not a curated record. Lineage: Eukaryota; Euglenozoa; Kinetoplastea; Trypanosomatida; Trypanosomatidae.